This is a messenger RNA of Chlorella variabilis, 2025 nucleotides long. RefSeq lists its product as hypothetical. Gene Ontology annotation, cellular component: membrane. Gene Ontology annotation, biological process: transmembrane transport. The coding region runs from base 1 to 2025 and encodes 674 amino acids. The transcript is spliced from 13 exons. Gene Ontology annotation, molecular function: ATP hydrolysis activity; ABC-type transporter activity; ATP binding. The record is from RefSeq and is a predicted model, not a curated record. NCBI's taxonomy places the organism in Eukaryota, Viridiplantae, Chlorophyta, Trebouxiophyceae, Chlorellales, Chlorellaceae.
AUGCUGGCAUGUAGAGCCAUCUGGCUGGAGGCGGGCCGUGUCACCUGUGACGCACUCUCUCGCUCGCUCUCGACACAUAGCCUCGCCUGCGACUUGCGCCACGCCCGCCGCCUGCCACCAUGCAGGCUGCUGGCAUGCUUCGUGCUGCUGCUGGUUGGAAGGGUUGUGAACAUUGGGCUGCCCUUGGCGUACAAGAAAGUGGUGGACCGGUUGGCAGAGACCGGGGUCGCUGCUGCAGCGGCAGCCAGCGAGAACAUGCUGGCUGCCGCUACUUGGCUGCAGGGCAGCAGCGGGAAGGGCGGCAUUCUGGCCAAUGUGCGUGACCUGCUGUGGAUUCCGCUGCAGCAGGCAAGCCAGCAAGCGAAGCAGGCACCAUUCGGGAUCUUUGAACCUUGUUUCAUCCGUCAAACCAACCCUGCAGGAAAGGUGAUGCGCGUUUUGGACCGAGGGACCUCGUCCAUCCAGGAUGUGAUGCAGGCAGUCCUGUUCAAUAUUGGGCCUCAAAUUCUGGACAUGAUAGCUGCGUGCAUGUUCAUGGCAAUCAAGCUGCAGCCCUGGACAGCCAUCAUCGUGACGGUCACAGUCGUCACAUACAUACCCAUCACGUUCAUCAUUACCGAGUACUGCGGGAAGGUCAGAAAGCAGAUGAACAAGCUGGACAACGAGAAGGAGGGCAAGGCCACAGACAUGUUGCUCAAUUACGAGACUGUUAAGCUCUUCACGUCUGAGCGGUUCGAGCUGGGAUCAUAUGGCCGCGCCAUCGACGCCUACCAGACCCAGGAGUACCUGCAGUUGGCGUGCAUCUCGCUGCUCAAUAUUGCGCAGUCGGUGCUGGUGUUUGUGGGCCUGGCGCUGGGUGAGUGGUUUGUGAGUUUGACUGUGUGCGUCCGCGGUAUUUUGGCGGGCAAACUCAGUGUAGGGGACGCGGUGCUCUUCCUAUCCCUCAUGAACUCGUUGAUGGCACCACUGAGCUUUUUCGGUAGCUAUUAUCGGCAGGUCCAGAAGGGGCUGAUAGACAUGGAGAACAUGUUUGACCUGCUAGCGAGAAAACCAGAGGUGGACGAUGCGCCCGACGCGUGCCAGCUGGAGGUGACCAACGGCCAAGUGGAGUUUGCCAACGUCUCGUUCAGCUACGGCAGGGGCCCGCCAGUGCUGCGAAACAUCAGCUUCGAAGUUCAGGGUGGGCGCACGCUGGCGCUUGUCGGCGCCACGGGCAGCGGCAAGAGCACCGUGCUGCGACUUUUGCUGAGGUUUUACGACCCCACCGCCGGCCGCGUGCUGGUGGAGGGCACCGACAUCUCUCGCUGCACUCAAAGUUCACUGCGCCGCCACAUAGCGGUAGUGCCACAGGACACGGUCCUCUUCAACGACACAAUACGAUACAAUGUCAGGUACGGCCGCACCAGUGCCAGCGACGAGGAGGUGGAGGAGGCGGCCCGGGUGGCGCACAUCCACGCGGCCGUCGUCAGGCGCUUCCCAGAUGGGUAUGACACGCUGGUGGGCGAGCGCGGACUCAGGUUGAGCGGUGGCGAGAAGCAGCGCGUGGCGUUUGCGCGCGCGGUCUUGCGCAACCCUGCGAUUCUGGUACUGGAUGAAGCCACGUCGGCGUUGGACAGCAUGACAGAACGCAUGAUCCAGUCGCUGGCAGGAAUGCGGCAGCAGAACACCACCACCAUCAUUGUGGCGCACCGCCUGUCCACCAUUGCCGAUGCCGACGUUAUCGUGGUGCUGGAGGGCGGCUCUGUGGCGGAGGCUGGGUCGCACCUGGAGCUGCUGCAGCGGGGCGGCCUGUACGCAGCCAUGUGGCAGCGCCAGCAGGAGGCCGGAAGCUUCAGCCAGCACGGAGAGGCAGUGCAGCUGGCAGCAGCAGCGGCUGUUGCUGCCGCGGAUGGGCGGCAAGCAGAGGCGGGGCACAUGCCGUCCCGGGCCCAGUCGCCACUGGAGCCGGAGCUCAGCCGAGCCACAUCAGACGGCACUUUUGCGGAGGAUGGGGAUAUUACCCCUCCCUCCCUCCUACACUUGUAA